GUUUUAAUUAUCCAAGAUUUUAAUCUGUGUAAAUCCUAGAAAUGUUGCACUCAUAAGUUAUCCGACACUAGUGCGAUUAGCUGACCACGAUCCUAGAUGUCACAACUGAGAUACUGCUCGAAUGAUACUGUAUACGUAAGUGAACCUGAGAACAGGAACAAAUUCUCUUUAUAAGGUGUAUUGCAAAUGUUAUUGCAGGUGAAUGCUCCACUUUUUCUGUUACUUAGAAUUUUCUUAUCGGCAGGUGUGCGCUUUGACCGUCAACCUGCCUGAGAAAAAGUCUACGUUCCCACGAGAGUUUAUGAUAACGUUAACAUUUUCUCGUAAGUGUAAACCUGAGAACAGAAACGGAUUCCCUUUCAUAAAAAGAUGGAAAGGUUACUUCAGGUGCAUGCCCUACUGUUACUUAGAAUUUUCUCAUCGGCAGAUGUGGACUUUGACUGUCAACCCGUCUGAGCAAAGUUUACGUUCCCGCGGGAGAGUUUAUGCUAACGUUAACAAAAUAUUCUCGGUAUAUACCCGUACAUGUCUUACAUGAAUCAGUUUAGAGUUCGAUGCAAAUCGCUAUCAUGUCGGCGGCAAAACGUGUAAAAUUAUCUACGAAAAAGAGUGCACCAAAAGCGAGUGGUAGUUCUUCAACAACGACAGUACCGAAAAAUACAAAAACUGCCGAAAAACCUCUUCCGCAAGAAGCUAUCAUUAAUUUAGUGGACGAGGAUGGUCCAACUGAGAGAAUAACAACAACAACGACUCAUCUAAGAAACAGCGCGUUUAAUACCUUGGAUGAGUUGCUGGAUCAGUUGGAUGGAAACAUCCACCACGUGUACGCUCCCCAAAGAGUGGACAACAACAUAAAAGGCACCGUCAAUAACAUGCAACAUUAUCAAACCACCACCAGCCUACAGCCGGCUCAAACAGCACCGCAAUCGACAAGUUACCAGUUACAAGUGGACAACAACAUAAAAGGUACCAUCAAUAACAUGCAACAUUAUCAAACCACCACCAGCCUACAGCCUGCUCAAACAGCACCGCAAUCGACAAGUUACCAGUUACAUAUUCCAGAGGGGACCGCCCGUGUGCUACAACAUAUUAUAAUACCACCGCCACCACCACCGGCAGAGCCGCAACUACAAGGAGCACAACAACAACAGACGAGUACCGUCGGUCAAUCUCAGCAUGCACAAAAGGACAUGAAGCUUCUGAGGGAGGUGUUCGAACAAAGCUUCUAUGAGACGAUCUCCCAGCCUCCUUCAGAAACUGGAGAAAUAAUUCCACCGAUCCAACUUCCAACAGCCGUCGUUCCCUCAUGGAUUGAACCUGCAACACCCCGUGAAUUGGCGAAGGCGUCGCUUGCAUGGUUGCAACAGAAGGCUCCUGAAUACAUGCAGCGGUACGAAGACGCGCAAAAGGCAACGAGGAGGCUGGAAGAGGAGCUCGAUGCAGCGCGCCUCACCGAACGACGGCUGGGCGAAGAAAUGACUUAUAUGAACAAAUUUAUUAAUUUUUUGAAAUAACAAAUUGUAAAUAAUAAAUGUAGU
Molecule: messenger RNA, 1538 nt
Organism: Photinus pyralis (common eastern firefly)
Lineage: Eukaryota; Metazoa; Arthropoda; Insecta; Coleoptera; Lampyridae
Exons: 9
Coding region: 555-1514 (319 amino acids)
Source: RefSeq, a predicted model, not a curated record